Canis lupus familiaris (dog) is the source of this 2155-nucleotide messenger RNA. RefSeq names its product collagen alpha-1(VII) chain-like. Lineage: Eukaryota; Metazoa; Chordata; Mammalia; Carnivora; Canidae. Bases 326 to 1369 code for a protein of 347 amino acids. The record is from RefSeq and is a predicted model, not a curated record. The transcript has 4 exons.
UGCGGGGCUUUGGGGGUGGGGGGGGACAGAGCCUGGCCCCCCACAUCCUGAUUCCUGCUGCAGGGCUGAGGUGUGGGGGCCCCUCGUGCAGGAGCACGGGAGUCAGAGAGCGGGGAGGGGCAGGGAAGCUGGGGGCUGAGGUUGUGCCUUGAGGGGAGUGGCCCCUCCACUGCCCACCCCAGCCCGGCCUGUCCUGACCCGACCCUGGGCCCCCCACUCACAUCCAGGCCUCACACCUCAGUCCCCCAGCCCCGCGGCAUGUGGGAAGUGGACGGGGUGGGGGCUGCCGUCACCCAGAGCAGCUUCAGGGAGAGGAGGAGACCCCAUGUGCCCUGAACGGAGUGGGACAGCUGUCGGUGCAGGGGCGGGGCGGCGAAGGGCCCUGACAGGGACACUGGGCAGGCUGCGCAGGGGAUCCGCCUGUGCCUCCCCCUCACAUAGAGAAGUAGCAGCACCUACUGUGUGCGGCCAGGGCAGGGACAGGACAGACCCUGUGCCUGGCACCUCCAGUGCAGAGGGAGGACCCAGACAGACAAGGGAGGUGGGAGGGGGGUCAGCUCCCCGGAGGCAGGCAGGGGCGCUCACACCAUGGAUGGAGGGCUCCCCCCUGUGGGGACAUCCAGCCCCGCCUGCUGCCCAGGCCUGCCCCUGCCUGGGUGGCCUUGGGGGUGGCUGGGGUGGGCCCGGGGUCGGGCUGGACCAUCCCCAGGGGCUCAGGGGUCUGCGUGGGAGGGUGGGCCAGGCCCCUGAGCUGCUGUCUGCCCUCCUGCCUCCAGGGCACCUGGCGGGACCGGUCCUCGGAGGACCUCUGUCAGCCCUCAGACACGUGUGUGUCCGACCUGGGAGCAGGAGGUCGGGGCGCAGGACAGUGGAGAGGGCCAGGCAGGCUGCGAUGCCUCCAGGGGGGCUGCCGGGCACUGUCUCUGCAGAGCGCCACACAGGAGAUGGGCAGGGGGCUGGGCAGCGGACACCUGCUCCAGCUUCUGGAGGGAGGGCAGGGGCACCACCCCGCCAGUGCAGGCCAGUAGAGGCUCAGGAUGGGUACAGCCAAGGAAGGGUUUCCAGAUCCAGGGCCCGGAGAAGGCCGGGGAAGUCCUCCUGGCCAGAUGCUGCCCUGGUCACUGCCCUGCUGGUCCUGAACCUGACUCUGCUCCUAGAGGCGGAGCUCACGAGGCCGAGCCUGAGGGCACCCGCAUUCCAGAGACAGGCCUCUACAUGCUCACUUGGUUGGAGAUCAUCUAUCCAAGAGCAUGUUUUCCUGCUGCUUCCAUAUGUCUGGAUGUUGCAGAGGGAGGACUGCACGCCCUGCCAGCAGUGCCACCCGCGGGGAGUGUCCUGGCAGGGCUCCCCGACGCCUCUGGCCACUUAGAAGGAAGGGUCGAAAGAACAUCAAAAAUGAAGUGGAAAGGAGGCUGCAGACCCCGCUUCAUCCCCUUACUGAGGGGCAGUUGUGCCAGGCUGCCCAGCAGGGCCAGCAUGGAAUCCGACGCAGAGUAGCCGCACAUGGCUCCCCUCACAAGGGACCGGGGCUUGUCUGGGAAGGCCUGUGACACUGCCCAAGCCACUGUACCUGGUCCAGGUCCUACACCGGACUCUGGUCCUAGAGGAGGAGCUAACAGAGGCCGAGCCUGAGGCUUCAUGGUCGCCUCAGCAGCUCGUGGUGGCUGCAGCCACAGAUCCUCUACAAUCUGAAGAUCUCGAUCCAGCCGCAGAAGCAGCAGCAGAAGCAACGCCAGCUCGGGAUCUACAGGCAUUUCCAUCAGUCCGCGUCAUGCUUCCUGCAGCAGCAGCUCCGCCUCUAGUGCCCGCCUCCUGCAGGGGCUCCAGAAAGCAAGCUAGAGCCAGGGCAGGAUCCACCACCUGGGGACCUGGAGCCAGCUCUGCACCUCCUUUUGCAGAAGAGAUGGAGCCAGCUUGGGACCCAGCAGCCCUCAGGGAGCGCCAGCCCUGGAGCUACCCUCACUGCCAGCUCCCAAUGCACGGUUUCAGCCCGAUGCCCCACUCAACACUCUGUGGAGUGUUCCUCUCCCCUAUUGUGGCUUCUGUUUGCUUUUGUGUUUGUUUUUACUUUGUCUCUUUUUGUUUUUGUUUUUUCACAUUCUUUCUGCUGUUCUCUACUUUGGAUUUUAAAUAGAUUUAGUUAUUUUCAAUUGAG